UGUGGGUCUGUACCUUUGGGUGUGAAUGAUACCUUGAUUAGUGACUUACCCGUUUUCCCCUAAAGGCUCUACUGUGAUAGUGAGAUUGCCAUGAGAUCUAAGUGCAGAGACAUUCACCAAUCAAGCUCCCUGCCUUCCAUCUUGGAUACUUACUUAUCACCUGCUGGUGUCAGAAAGGCAGAAAAUGAAGACAAGGCUCAGCAGCGGAGGAGGAGGACAGUCCAGCAUGACUGCGACCCAGACCAGGAGGCCAAGGCCAGGCGUCAGGCUCAGCUGGAGCAGCGCCAUCUAGAGGCGUACAUGAACCUGCACCGUCUCAGAGAUGCUCUGUAUGAGCGCUACGCUGCCCUGCUGACAGAAAAGGUCCAAUCACAAAGACAGGAGCUGCAGCGGCGAUACGAGGCAGCCAGAGCGAAGUCACACAAUCAGACUAAGCAGACACCAAGGAAGCUGGCCUUCUCCAUAUUGCAGCACAAUGACUCAUACCUGAAGUCCCUCCCCAAAACCAGACAUUACCUGAUCUGGGGCCUUCAGAAGGAGUUAGCGCAGCGUGGAUGUCUGAAAACCCACGGAGACCUAGAGGACUUUUAUAGGCUCAUCAACUAUAACCAGAGUCUAUCACAGCUUCAGAAAAAUCUCCAGGACAUCAAGAAGAAGAUGACCGACAGCAGAUCUGCAGCCGAUCUGAUGACUGAGCAGAAGACGUGUGGAUCACCCAGAUUCCCCCUCACCGCUGAGAAGACGGGACACGAGGACCACUUUUCAUGCUCCAGGCCUCCCUCACAGAGCAGCUUGUUAGAGCGAGGGUCUGGUUCAGGGCAGAGUUCGGCGGAGCUGCUCCUCAGCGGCAGCAAGGAGGAGGAAGAAACUGAGCAAAUGUUUCCCAAGAUGAAAGUCCCCACAUUUGUGAGCCUGCAGCCUAACUUUCUAGGAAACCUAAAGAGCAAGAUACCACAAUUGAUAAUCCCUGAGAUUCCAGAGAAAAGCAGGAAAGCCGACAUUUACUUGGGAUGGCUGAGGCACAUGCAUGAUAUUUCCAUUGAGAACAUGAUUUUCUCCCAGAGACUGCUGGACAGAGAGAGAGACUCCCUGUGCUGGCAGGAGGAGCGCAGCGUCCAAGAUUUGGUGCCAUGUAUAUUUCCAAGCAUUGACUCCAAACAAAAGAAAACAAGCCAAGCAUAUCAAACGCCUCUCCAGCCUCUGAAACGGCCUGGGAGUGUCCAGCGUGACCCACCUCAGGUUCCUCAACAGCGGGGCAAAAUAAGCUCUGCAAGCUGCCAGUGUCUUGAGACUACAGAUUGGGACACAGCAGUGUGCCGCAGCAGAACACCCGACCCGCUAUCUAUGGAGGAUGUCUGCCAGCAAAAGCAUGUGGAGGUAAAAGAUUGCUCCCAUGGGAAUAGUUUUAUUAAAUAUUCUAAUAGUAAGUCAUCUUUUCUGUCUCUCGUUUAGGUAAUCGACCGUGGAUUCAAGCUAUGGAGCAACUACACAGACUACUGAGGCUGGACCCACAUACAGCAUCUGCUUUUAGGGCUGGUCUGUAGUGUGCAAAUACUGAUCUUUCUAUAUCAGAAAUAUUCACAUUUUACUCCCCUUGUUCUACAUUUUAUCAAUGAUUUUCUGUGUAAUAGUCAGUAGUGUCCUACUGUUUUAUCUCAGUUAGAUGACUAUAAAAUUGUUUUAGGGUUUUUAUAGGGUAGCCAUGUAGUAGUAUAUCAUGAUAUGACAAAUGUAGGCAUUUUAAAUUAUAUAGGCUACACAGUCAA
Molecule: messenger RNA, 1766 nt
Organism: Myripristis murdjan (pinecone soldierfish)
Lineage: Eukaryota; Metazoa; Chordata; Actinopteri; Holocentriformes; Holocentridae
Exons: 12
Coding region: 91-1452 (453 amino acids)
Source: RefSeq, a predicted model, not a curated record